AUGUACACGUAUGAUUGGAGCAACCAAAUCGUGCAUUUUAUCGAGUUGGAGGAGGUGGUGCCUCCUCUAAGGCCUAUGCGCCCUCUGCUUUUCAAGAAGUUGCCUCCUUCACAUGGGAGAAAUUGUACAACAACUUGUCUCAGACCAGGCGGAUCGCCUUCAUCUAGCACAAUUAGCAACACUUGUAGUUCUAGUAGUGCGAAUACUCUAGUAGCACAAAGACAGUUCGGCUUGUCCUCGGCUGCACGAGGGCCUGGAUCAUCGUCUUCGUCCUCGACGGCGGUCCCAGUAGAGCAGGAGGACCAAGGAGUGCAGUGGGAUGUGGAUGACUACAUCGAGGAGAAGAACGUGCCUUACGGGGGGCAGACGACAAGAAAGAAGAGAGGAAGUCCACGGCAAGCGGACGGAGAAGGAUUGACACCGAGAAGUGACACUUCAGCCCAAGAUUAUGCCUUGUAGGUCUCUCACUGUUAAAUUUUGCAACUACUUCUCAAGUACCUUUUUGUGCUGCUCACAUUUGUGGUGGCCACCUAAGUACAAAAUUUUGCAGGACCAUGGUUUACAUUUUUAUAAUCUCAAGUUCGUUUUUGAAUGACAUACAUAUCAUAAGAUGAAGGAUUGUUCGUUGUUCUAAGAGAUGCAUGGGGAUGGGCACAAGCUUCUCAAGAUGCUGCAGUCGGCAGACCAUCUAGACUUUUCGGCCAUCUGCCUCGACGGUCGCUUGCGAGGCAUGGUUGAGGACUACAACGCGCAUGCUGGCGGAAUAGACAGAGAGCCAGAAAGUCUGAAAUUUUCAUACCUCUUACUUAUGAAGAUGACACACGAGUUAAAAGUACUAGCUACUGUUUUUGAACUUGUUUUAGAGUUAGUUUUUCCAAGUUUUUAAUCCAAUGUGAAUGACGUGCUCUAACAAGAAAUUUGAGAGAGUAAGUAGUAAUUUGCGAAAUUUUUUGUAUCACCUGCUUUCAACAUCCUAUAGAUGCAUAGUAGGGUUGGUACGUGAGAUGAAACACAGAGGCUUUCCAUCAAAGAGCACAAAAUAAACAACAGAACGGUAUUAAAAGACAGUGUGAUCAUGUAUCCGUAAUGAUGUGAAUCUUCUAAGACGGAAGCAAAAAAAAUAAGAGAGAAAUCGCUUUGGAUGGUUACCAACGGAGCUGGCGGACCUUCUACCAGGAAGAAAAGGGCUGGUGGGAAAGCCUCUGGGGGAAGUGCGGCAAGUGACGCGGACGAGAGCGAGAGCGGAGACGAUGCAUCCGCUGAAGAGGAGCACGACGAGAACAAGUUUGACCCAGAGUGGGGCAAUCUUGGCUACACGAAGCUGUUGAAGCAGCUUCCGCCACAAGACGCGUGGGUACGGGGCGCUUAUCGCGACUUCAACUGCGUUGGCGUGGAAACGUGCUCUGGGGCAUCAU
Amoebophrya sp. A25 is the source of this 1415-nucleotide messenger RNA. The record is from the annotation of a GenBank genome assembly. Lineage: Eukaryota; Dinophyceae; Syndiniales; Amoebophryaceae.